AAAAAAAAAAAAAGAGUUUUUACUCGAACAAUCUUUACUCCCUUUGAAUCUAAUCCUUAGAGGAAAUCGAAUUUUCAUCUUUUUUCAUAGUAUACAGUGAGAUCAUUCGAUUUUUAUACGGUGAGAUCAUUCGAUUUUUAUUUUCUCAUUUUCCAUCGAAUUAGUAUUGUAAUGGAUCAUAACGACGAGAUUACUCUGGCGGAGAUGAGGCCUAAGAGGCGUGCGGGGAGGACAGUAUUCAAAGAGACACGUCACCCAGUCUACAGAGGAAUACGGCGUAGGAACGGCGACAAAUGGGUCUGCGAGAUCCGAGAGCCGACGCACCAACGCCGCAUCUGGCUAGGGACUUAUCCCACGGCGGAGAUGGCGGCGCGUGCACACGACGUGGCGGCUUUUGCUCUGCGCGGGAGAUCCGCGUGUUUGAAUUUCGCAGACUCCGCCUGGCGGCUUCCGGUGCCGGAAACAACCGAACCAGAUGUCAUAAGGAGAGUGGCAGCGGAGGCAGCAGAGAUGUUCAGGCCGAGGGAGUUCGAGAGUGGGAUUACGGUUUUGCCCUCUUACGGCAAUGAGGUGUAUUUGGGCUCUGGUUCGGGAUGGGAGGAGAGGAAUUUGUAUGGAUAUGUAGAAGAAGAGGAAGAAGUGUCGACGACGAUGAUGAGACUGGCGUCUGAGCCGUUGAUGUCACCGCCGCGAUCUCAUAUGGAAGGGGAAGGCAUGACUUCUUCUAAUAAUGUUUACAUGGGAGAAGAGAUGUGUUAUGAAGAUACGUCACUAUGGAGUUACAGUUAUUAAGCGGGAGACUACGAUACUCACAUUCAUAUACUAUAGACUGUAGUAAAUGUGUGCAAUAGAUUGUGAGUUGUAAAAUUUCCUUGUUGAGGUUUUUUUUCUGUCCUCUACCUGAGUUAGAAGGUUUCUUGAUGGAAUGAUUUUGUAUUGUUAUAAGAAUAUUUUAUAAAAUGAUUGGCCUUUAUAUAUCUAUAUACAAAAGCAUAGUCUCA
Eruca vesicaria subsp. sativa (arugula) is the source of this 1001-nucleotide messenger RNA. NCBI's taxonomy places the organism in Eukaryota, Viridiplantae, Streptophyta, Magnoliopsida, Brassicales, Brassicaceae. The record is from the annotation of a GenBank genome assembly.